Hermetia illucens (black soldier fly) is the source of this 1756-nucleotide messenger RNA. Its product is annotated as prothymosin alpha-A-like. The coding region runs from base 138 to 512 and encodes 124 amino acids. The record is from RefSeq and is a predicted model, not a curated record. NCBI's taxonomy places the organism in Eukaryota, Metazoa, Arthropoda, Insecta, Diptera, Stratiomyidae. The transcript has 3 exons.
CCAAGUUCGUCCUCAUUCGGUGUUAGUCAGUGGAGGCGUUCAGACGUGUUUGGGUAGUCUUGAUCCGAGCAGUUUAGUAGAAAAUUUAAACUUACUUUUACCUUCAAAGUUAAUACAGUAAAAAAAACCAAUCAAAAAUGGCAGAUGCAGCAGUAGAAAACAAAGAAGUCCCAGUCGUUGAGAAGGAAGUUGAAGAAGUUGCCGAAAAGGUAGCAGCAGAGAAACCAGAAAAUGGAACAGAAGAAGCCGCCAAAGAAAAUGGUGAUUCGGAGAAACCGGAAGAAGAGGCCAGCCCAGCGGCUGAAGAAGAAGAUGAUGCCUCAAAUGGUGAUAGCAAGAAAGAUGAGGCCAACGGCGAUUCCACAGACGCACCCGCUGAAGCCGUCAAGAGGAAAGUUGUCGGCGACGUGAGCGAAACCACCGAAGAAGUUUCUCCCGAAAAGAAGGCCAAAUUGGACGAUUCAAAAGAAGUCGAAACCAACGGUGCAGAAUCGACAGAAGUAGCGGCAUAAAGAGUGUUUUUAUUUUAUAUAUAAUUUACUAUAUAUAUGUAAAAACAAACGAUUCCCCCCUCCCAGUUCCCUGUACUAAGAAGGAGAAAAGAGCGACUAUUGACCCUCUUUCGUCCUUUCUCAUCGUCUAUCUAAAAUAUCUUCGAUUAGUAGGUUCAGUUUUAGUAUUGUAAUUUAUGUUUUAAGGAAAAUUUAACUAGAAAUGAAUGAAGAAAAACAGACAUUAACAAACACACAGCAAUUUAUCAAUAUACAAACAUUAAAUGUACACUCGAAGGAGAGUCCGAAAAACCGCAAACAAAACAGGAAAUAAGAGAAGAAAAAGUUUACAUUUUUUAUGGGAAUAUAUCAGAUGUAUAAUAUAAUUUAUAAAAUGUAACCAAACCGCGAGAAUAUAUAGAGGGAAACACGUAACAGUUGACCACACACACAAAAAACAAAAAAACAAAAAGAAACCGAAGAAGUGCGCAUAAAUGGUGAACUACUACGAGAGCUCUUUGGGUCCUUUGGUGAUAUUCAGCAAAGUCCCCAGGGACAUGAUUAAAAACUUUCUUUUCGGAAUAUAACAGCAAAAAAACUACAUACUGCCGAUCGUAUCACUACUAACAGUAAAAUAUAGAAACUUUUGGACAAGAAUUUUGCGUUAUAUAUAUAUACAUGCAACAAGCAAACGGCGUAUACUUAAUCCAAUUUUUUUUUUUUAUUAUUUCUCUUUUUAUACGAAACUUGAACAGAGUCUUUAGUUUUUCUUGAGGAAGCAAAGUGUAGAAGUGAUUUUUGAUUUGAUUUCGUUUUUGUCCGUUCAUCGAACAUCCUUUCAUUUCUGUGUUUUAGUAUCUCAUGUAAAAAAGAAAGAAAGAAAAAAACAUUCCUAACAAGAAAAUAUCAAAGAAUCAAGCAAAACAACCAUUAAAAAACACAACGAAGCUCUUAUCUCUUGCUGCGACUGUCUGAACGCCUGUCUUCGUAUCUUUUCGCCAAGGCCAAGAACAUCGGCAAGUUGUUCCCUCCCUCAACAGGGACAACGUCGGCAGGAGGCGGAGAAAAAGGGAGCGCAUCAAGAGGUGGUGCUCUCGCUGCUGCUGAGUGGUAGAAUGAUGUAUAGAAUGUGACACUAACACACAUUUUCUUUAAUUCUUAAUUUUUUACUUGGAAUUCCUAACAAGAGAAAAAAACUUUGUGUUUAUUUAUAAGGUGAAGAAACAAAUGUGUAAAAUGAAACUAUUGAAAAAUGUGAAGAAAAA